GCCACUGACCAGUAUACCGUGGAACAAUAUAUUAACAUGGCGGAAAAGAUGUGAUACACGAAAACCUAAUCUUUGUGCCGGCUGGCACAAUGUCUAAACAGCACAGCAAUGACGGCUUCCGACAGAAGUUUAAGCAGUUCCUGGGGAUCAAGAAAGGGAGUGCUAUAGCGACGAGCGUUUAUGAGGGUCCGAAAGCUGAUGAGUUGACUUUUACUAAUGAAUUACUGCAGGAAAUCAGUUCUGAUGCACCAGUGGGAAGUAGGAUUAGGGUAUUACGAGAACUGUGUGAAUUCCUCGUGAACAGACGACUGGAAGAUCAUGCAAUUGAAGCAGCCUGGAUGGCAGUUAAGGACCUCCUCCUCCCCACCCAACCCCAGGACGCCCGGCAUGUCACCCUUUACUUUCUCUCGGUCAUUGUCACAAGUCAGUAUGAUCGCCUUAAAAUCCUUAGAGCUCACUUCUUCAAAGUCAUAGAAAAUCACAAAAUUGUUGAUGAUCUUAUUCCAAGAUUAAAUCUUCUGAAAGCCUUGAGUAAUAAUGGCAAGGACAUCUUGUACUUUGAAGAGCAGAUAGGGGUGUUUCUCCUCAGCUGGAUGUCUGAAGUUAUUCAACAAGGGAGGUUGGACUGUUUCAUGCCAUUGAUGAUCAAUGUCAUUCAUUACAACUCCAGUUACCUCGAUGAGGAUGUUGCGGCUGGAAUUAUCAGAGAAACAAGUCAAUUAGUGAGGACCACAAAAGAGGAACAAAAUGUUGAGUUGUCUUUGUCCCUCCUUGAUGCCAUUGUGAGGUACAGCUGUCUGCCCGUCAGCUCCCUCUACGAGUUUGUUGCUGCUCUAUGCUGUACUGUGAAUCUGGAAAAGUUUUGUCAACACAGCUGGAAGAUCAUGCGCAAUGUCCUUGGUACUCAUCUAGGUCACCGCUGUAUCUACACCAUGUGCCUCAUCAUGGAGACCGGAAGCGAGCAGAACGCAGACGUGAUGUUGAUCAGAGGAGCUGUGUUCUUUAUCGGAAUGUGCUUGUGGGGAUCCCAGCGUGUGACGUCACUCAAGCAUUCUCACUCUGCAGUCUUACCAUCAAUGCUACAGGCUUUGCAUUGUAACCACACCAUCGUGGCACUGGAGGUUACACUAUCAAUACAACGACUGGUGAAGAAAUACGGACACGAGCUACACAUCGUGUCUUGGGACUCACUCAUGGACAUCACCGAGAAAAUACAGGAGCUCAUACAGGCGAAUGCACAGCCUGAGAACUCUCUGAUUGAAAAUCAUCACAUCCUGUUGAAUGCCGUGGAGGAAUUGAUGGAGACAAGCAAGUUCAAUGGUUCAGAGGAGAGGUUCUUCACUAUCGUGGAGAGAUGCGCAAGUAAAAGACCGGAAAACUCUGUACAUCUCCUUGUAUCGUUCAAGGCGCAAUCUGUCCAUCCGGCGCAUGCAUAUUGGAUUAGCAAUCUGAAAGAUCUCAUGGAAAAAUAUUUCCGGUAUGAGAUUCAAACAAGUGUCAGGGUCAAGGUGUUGGAUGUGCUUUCUUUUGUCCUGACAUCAUAUCGACAUUGGUACGAGGAGGAGUUACUUGACAAGGUUGUUCUACCAUAUUUGAGCAAUAUCUCUGAUGACCCGGAUGUCACUGUGCGUACAGCCGCUGUCCAGUUAUUACUGGACUUGAGCCAAACCUGCGACUCACCCAAGUGUACGGACAUACUAAACAUCAUUGAAAAGGUCAUCAAUCGCAAGGUGGAGCUUUCCAGUAAAAUCCACCCAGCGGACCAACAGGAUCAAAGGCUUUCACAGGAAGAGAAUGUCUUGAAGGACGUGAAGACCGCAAUAAAUGGAUUGGUCCAAGUCUUGAAGGUGAAGCUGUUCCGGCUGCCACACUGCCACGCCCAGCAGGUCUUUGGGUUGCUUGUCAGUCAUGUGCGUGCCCAUUAUUACCAUGGUUACGGCACCAUCAUCGCCAGCAUAAUCAGGAACAUUGCGUUUGAGUGCUUCUUGUCUCUGCGCUGUGACUCUAGUCAGUGCCUCGGCUUUGCCUCUUCUGAAGCAUCAGAGAAAGGCAAGGUUACCUACAGCUCAUACUUCGUCUGUGCACAGAGCACCCUAGAGGCCCCAGACAGCACCCUAGGGUAUACCAGUCCGCUUGGUGUCAUCCAGUACUCAGAUGCCUUUAGUGUCAUUCUCAGCUGCAUCCAAUAUGAGUGGGACUGGACCGUCUUGGAGCAAGUUCUCACCAGUCUCCCAGACGUGCUUCAGAACAAGACACUUGUGCUUGCCGCUGACCCAAACCUGACUGCUAUGUCGUCUGUACUAUGUAAAAUGGUAUGUGAUCCUGCCUGUGUGUUGGACCUACAGCGGAUGCCUCAGGGAGUGGGCAGAACGGGACUCCACGCUCUCAUCUUUCCUGUUUUGACAGUACUUGCGACUUACCACACCCGCCUAGAUCGUCAGCACCAGUGCGAGCUUGUGCAGUCUCUUGAGCUCGGCUUCGGGACCAAGUGCGCCAGUCUAUGCGUGUCGUCUCUCACGUUGUGCACUAUGGAGAUGCAAGCCGUCAUUACCAGCCUGUUGCCGGCCAUCCUUGUGCGGUUAUCCCAGGUCUCGGCGACGGUCCUCAUGGCAGUCCCCAUGCUAGAGUUCCUGUCUGGGCUUGUUCACCUGCCCCAUCUCUACACCAGCUUCAAGGAGACUCAGUACAAAAGUGUGUUCGCCAUCUGCCUUCCUUACACCGACUCCGCAAGAUACUCUCAGUACACUGUGACCUUGGCGUUUCACGUGAUUGCCGCGUGGUUUGUGCGUGCACGCGUUGCCUAUCGCAGAGGAUUUGUUGGCUUUAUCGCCAAGGCCCUGCGCACUAGCAUGGCAUUGCCGGCCGAGCGAUAUGAUUCCCGUGGUGAUAGCCCCUCCCAGGGAACUCGCGGGCGCACUAGCAGCGUUGGCACCGGUCAGCAGUCCUAUUCGCCCCAAGGCCCCGUACGGUUAGCUUCGCCCGUGAGCCCGCCCCAGGCCAAGGAGACUGAGUAUGGGUUCCACGCGGAGAUGAGUGAAGUGUGCAUGGAUAUGAUGGCGAGGUAUGCUUUCGCCCCAGGCCUCGCGCCGCCAAAACGCACUGCGGCCAUGGACUACCUCCUGUCACGUGGUAUAUCCAAGAAGUGGCUGGUUGGUAACACGAUCGUAACCAUCACUACAUCCGGGACCUCAAUCGAGCCUGAUGGUAUCUGCGACAACUGCUACGCCCUCCGCGAUAAGAUCUCCCGCCAAAUGCAGCUUCCCGCUGACACGAGUCUGCAAUCGCGGCGCCGGCGCAGUAGAGAAAACAUCUUGGAUAAGAACCUGACAAAAAGCGAUGCGUCAGGGGGUGGAAGCCCAUCGGGCAUUAGAAUACAGCCUCCCCCGGAAUCGUCUGCUUCUAGCCUACCAAGUACUGACGGAACAGGGGGGACCAAGGCUGAACGCACCUUGAAUGAAAAGGCAGGCAAAGAAAGACCAAAGACGCCGGAGCCACAGGGGACUGGGGAGAGCACGACGCCAAGCACGCAAGGACUGGUUGACUAUCAUUGCGUCUGUCAAGGCUGGGCAGAGAUAUUUAUCCGAAAAGCCAGCGGUAAUGUGUCAUGGGUCAUGCGCUUAGAAAACCGGCCGGCAGGCCCCUUGGUAGGCGCACAAGGGACGGACGGUGACAUUUUCACGGGCGUCAUGGACGACAAGCACGUCAAAGAAUACUCGUUACCACCAGGUGAUAAAACCCUGCUGAAAGUGCGAACGAAAAGCCGAGAAGUACUAGGUUCCGGUGCUGACAGUGAUACACUCCUUAUUGACCUUAUAAGGAAGGAUUCGAGAGAUUCUGGAUCACGUGACACAACACUAAGCCCCGAGGAGAGCGGUGUCUUUUCAGCAGAGGCGAAGACACAAUUGGGCAAUGACGUCAUUAAUGCUCAGGUCCAGUCUCCCUCCAAUGACCAUCAAUUGGAUCAGAUCCUGCUGACUCCACAAGACGGUGCCAGCUCAUCCCCCGGCAUACCUUGCGACUCUACAAGCUCAGAUGGCUUACCGUCAAGGCCAAGGUUACUUAGUGCCAGUCCCCGGCGCGGUCCUUAUGCUAUCCGGAUGGCCCGUAAUUCAGAGUGCCAGGAACAUGUAGAGGAACUGCGAUCUCCAGAAGAACCCCCGCAAACAGCACGACGACAGCUUUUAUUCGAGAAGCCUGAGCUCGGUGUGUCGCCGGCGGAAUAUGAGCCCAUCUCGCCGACAAAGAUAUUGCGCACCAUCAGAAGCGAGUCCAACAUCCGGGAUAGUCACCCCGCUGACAGCAAAGUAUUGUCGUCUUCGGAAAUGUACAGGUUGGCAAGUGACGAAGAAGUGCAGACUGUUCCUGGAGACGUAGUCAGCGGUGGUAACCAGCUAAACACAUCGGACACAGUCGUCCGACGUCCCAUUCUAGGCCAACUAAGAACCAAGGCGCAGAGACCUAAAUCACUUCCGGGAGAUUUCGGAUCCGGCCUUGGCGCCCAAGCUCUUCUACAAGACCCUGAAAGCCACACAGAAGUCAGUCACCCAAAAGAUGGCCACGCAAAGUCACGCAAUCCGCCUCACGUGAAAGAAAACAAACCAGGCAAAGUAAACUCGGGUGGGAACUUGGCCGUAGGAAACGUCACUUCCGCUGCUGUUCACAUGACCCGUGAGUCACGUUCGGCGACGUCCAGUCCUCUCUCGCCCAAGAAGACAAAGCUGCAUAAGUCCUCCAGCCUGAGCGCUCCCAAGGGGCAGGAGCCCGAGCGACGACAAAAGCCUGGGAACGACCCUCGCACGGCACGCAGUGCACACGUGUUGAUUGACAGAUCUGACGGAUUGGAGGCGGGGCAGCUGUCACGUGCUCAGAAGAGCUCUUCUUCGCCUGAGCUGUCGUCACCAACACUUGGGAGAACGGGUACAUUUUCUCGUCCUGAGACAAACAGGACCCCGGGACGUUCAGGCAAUACAUCAGGGAACACCUCAGACACUGAGGUCCCCCUCAGCCGAGACCCUCCUCAAUUAGUGCCUGCCGCAGAGUCGUACAGGUACCCGCUGGACCCAAGCUUCUUGUUUCUUCAACUCUACCACAGCGCUUUCCUGGGCUCUACUCAAGACAAGCCCGUGCCCCUCCCGGACAGUGAGGUCGUUGAGCGCGCCGUUAAGUGCCUAGACCGUAUCCCUCCAUACGACACGCACAAGAUCGGCGUGAUCUACGUGGGCGAGGGCCAGCAUGAUGUCGAGACUGCCAUCCUGAGGAACGUGUACGGGUCCGCGCGCUACAUGCGAUUCCUGGGGGGACUGGGCCGACUUGUCAGACUGAGAGACUGCGCCCCGGCCGAGAUUUACCUAGGAGGCCUGGAUCGAGAAGGGGCGGACGGGGAAUUUGCGUAUAGCUGGCAGGACGAUAUAUGUCAAGUUAUUUUCCACGUGGCCACGCUGAUGCCAACUAAGGAGUCAGAUCCCGGAUGUAACUCAAAGAAGAUGCAUAUCGGUAACGACUUCGUUACCAUCGUGUAUAAUGACUCUGGCGACGAGGUCAAAUACGGUACAAUCAAGGGCCAGUUCAAUUUCGCAGAGGUGGUUAUUCAGCCACUUGACAACGAGUGUAACGUUGUCAUGCUCAGAUUCAAGGAGGAGCUGAAAAACCUGUGCGUCAACCCGAGCCCACGGGUCAUAUCGGACAGCAGUCUACCUAUGCUAGUGCGCAGGCUCGCCGUACAUAUAAACAUGGCGUCAGUGCUGCACCAAGGCCUGAAACGCACCACCGACGCCUAUGGCUGCAACUGGCUAGAGCGCAUGCGUCAAAUCAAGCGCCUGCGCAGUAAGAUAGAUGUUAACGGGCCCAGUUCCCCCUCACCUCACAAUGUGAAGCCAAACGCGUCAGGGAAUAGCGCGUUUAUCCCGCUAAUCAAACAUCCUGCGGGCGCUCAGCCAAACUUGGUGGACUUCACUGAGUAUGCUUCAAAGUAGAAUAUAAAAGUAUGAAUAAAAAUAGAAUAUUAUUAAAUUGGAAAAAAGAUUCAUGGUGCUUUUUAGCACAUAAAACUCGAAGUUGCAUUUAUGCUUUAGGUGAAGCGUAGAAUAAGAAUGUUUAAAACUCGACGGUGACGUUGGUCCAUGUGGGAAUUGAUAACGUCGUUAGGUAGGUAAGGAUGACAUUAAAGUUGUUUCCCAAAAUCACUCAAACUUUUUUUAGUAUAAUUUUCGAGACAUGAUUAAUGUGAAUAUUAUUUCUGAGUUCGCUACUCCUUCAUCUUUUAUCUGUGAUUUCUAGCUCGUUCUUGUGAGCCUGCAAUCAGAAGGGUAGCAGCGGCUACUACCAGUGGUGGAUCCACAAGGAUCCCCUUCCCCCUUCGGACAAAUUUUAGAGGAAAUGUAUGGGGGCUGAAAUCUAGAAGUCUCCCGCCAUACGUUUAAUAUAUUAAUGGGUCCGAAAGGUGUCCCUUCAAAAAUAAUUGGGACGCCCUCUACUGAUGUAAAAGUAGUAGCUAUCUUGAAUUUCAAGAAGAGAGACUAGAAAAUUUAUUAGCAAGAUUGUAGUAUAAAUUGUUCAUUAAAUCAGAGUUUUUUUUAA
This is a messenger RNA of Nematostella vectensis (starlet sea anemone), 6576 nucleotides long. Its product is annotated as tuberin-like. The record is from RefSeq and is a predicted model, not a curated record. Gene Ontology annotation, molecular function: GTPase activator activity. Lineage: Eukaryota; Metazoa; Cnidaria; Anthozoa; Actiniaria; Edwardsiidae. The coding region runs from base 90 to 5972 and encodes 1960 amino acids. Gene Ontology annotation, cellular component: nucleus; cytoplasm; TSC1-TSC2 complex. The transcript is spliced from 43 exons. Gene Ontology annotation, biological process: negative regulation of TOR signaling; regulation of small GTPase mediated signal transduction; negative regulation of phosphatidylinositol 3-kinase/protein kinase B signal transduction.